AUGAAGCCCGUCGUUUCGGCCUUUAACGCAUGGUCAUGCAUCGUCAUAUCCCUCUUCGGCAUAAUCAUCCUCAGCACAAUCGGCGGCAUGUUCGCGACGAAUCACCACAGCUUGAUGGGUAGCACCGAAGAUCCAAAGGACGGCGGUAGAGUCGCCGGUGCAGUCUUUGGGGCUGUCGGGGUAUACGCAUGCUUCCUGUUGUUCUGCGCCUGCCAGGCCUUUAUGCACCAACGACAGAACCGUGGCGCAAUAGCACUGACAUAA
Molecule: messenger RNA, 264 nt
Organism: Fulvia fulva
Lineage: Eukaryota; Fungi; Ascomycota; Dothideomycetes; Mycosphaerellales; Mycosphaerellaceae
Exons: 3
Coding region: 1-264 (87 amino acids)
Source: RefSeq, a predicted model, not a curated record